GUCCUGAUCCUCUGGACUCCACCCUUCCUUUCCUUAAUUUUCCAAGUAAAAUAAGAAAAGACCCAGGACUUCGCUCUCCCACCUCGAUUCAAUAUUUAUUUAUUUCGGCUGCGAGCUCAUCAGGAACUGUCAGGUAACGAACGACCGGUUUGGUUGUUGGCUACUCCCAACGGGCCGUCUUAAAAAUUCAACCUUUGCCCCCUUCGAAAAACAAGAAGAUCAUGUAAAUAAUUCAGUAACCCUGUUGUCAAAAUCUUAUUUUUGGCAAUUAAUUACGCAACCUAAUUCCUACCAAUAAGAAAUAAAGGAGGCAGAGCUCAUGCCUGCACGCACCAGCAUGUCCUCCUGUCUCUUUCUCUCCAACGUAACGUCGGAUAGUUUCAGGGUCGCUUCGUCGUGUUCUCGUCCCAACUGUCUCUCUCUCUCUCUUUCCCUCUCCUUCCUUGCGUAGAUCUUGCCGUGGGCAAUGUUGGUGGCAUCAGCUUCGCCGGCCGUCGGAUCGCCGUGCCUCCGCCGAUCCCCGGGGGGCGGCCGCCGCGGCGGGGCCCGGUUCGGGAUGACCGCCGCCCGAUCCGCCGCCCCCCUGGUCUCUGUGGCUCCCAUCUUGAAGAAGCUGCAGAAGGAGUGCGCUACCCCUCUGCCGGUCCUCCGCCGCGUGGCGGACGCCAUGGCCGCCGACAUGCGCGCGGGGCUCGCCGCCGACGGCGGGAGCGAUCUCAAGAUGAUACUCAGUUACGUUGACAGCUUGCCCAGCGGGAAUGAGAAGGGGUUGUUUUAUGCUCUGGAUCUCGGAGGGACGAACUUCCGAGUGUUGAGAGUUCAGUUAGGUGGGAAGGAAGAUCGUGUACUUGCCACUGAAUUCGACCAAGUGACCAUCCCUCAAGAGCUCAUGUUUGGCACCUCGGAGGAACUCUUUGACUUCAUUGCUUCUGGUCUCGCGAAGUUCGCAGACAAGGAAGGUGGAAAAUUUCACUUGCUGCCUGGGAGAAAGAGGGAGAUAGGGUUCACGUUUUCGUUCCCUGUGAAGCAGAUUUCAAUUGACUCCGGCAUACUAAUCAAAUGGACAAAGGGGUUUGCAGUCUCGGGCACGGCUGGGAAAGAUGUGGUUGCAUGCUUGAAUGAAGCGAUGGAGAGACAAGGAUUAAAUAUGCGGGUCUCUGCCCUGGUGAAUGAUACGGUUGCAACAUUAGCUGGAGCCAGAUAUUGGGACAAUGAUGUUAUGGUUGCUGUUAUCUUGGGUACCGGUACCAAUGCUUGCUAUGUGGAAAGGACGGAUGCUAUUCCCAAGCUAGACGGCCAUGUUUCUACUCCUGGGCAAACAAUAAUCAAUACUGAAUGGGGAGCAUUCUCAAAUGGCCUUCCUUUGACUGAGUUUGAUAGAGAAAUGGAUGCAGUGAGUAUUAACCCUGGUGAGCAGAUAUAUGAGAAGAUGAUAUCUGGGAUGUAUCUUGGUGAAAUUGUGAGGCGAGCUCUAGUGAGGAUGGCUGAAGAAGGUGCUCUGUUUGGAAAAUCUAUACCGGAUAAACUAUUGACUCCUUUUCUUCUCAGGACACCAGAUCUAUCCGCAAUGCAGAAAGACGAGUCUGAUGAUCUGCAGAAAGUGGGGUCAGUCCUAUAUGAUGUAGCCGGAGUGGAGUCCAACCUCAGUGCGAGGAAAGUCGUUGUGGAAGUCUGCGACACCAUUGCCAAGCGAGGAGGCCGGUUAGCUGGUGCAGGAAUCGUGGGAAUCCUGCAGAAGAUGGAAGAAGACUCGAAGGGUCUCAUAUUUGGAAAGAGGACGGUCGUGGCCAUGGAUGGAGGGUUGUAUGAGAACUAUUCCAAAUACAGAGGAUACAUGCACGGUGCUGUCACAGAACUUCUAGGGACCGAGCUAUCAAGAAACGUGGUGAUAGAACAUUCAAAGGACGGGUCGGGCAUCGGAGCUGCUCUCUUGGCUGCUGCAAACUCAAAUUAUGAGCACGACUUCUAGAGUUGGACGGCCUGAUCGCUUUGGCUUGUCAUUGUAGCAUUUGUUCAUUCGUAGUUGACUGAAAUUUGGAACGGGGAAUUUUUGGUAGGUCGAAUGCCUGGAUGAAGAAUAAUAAUAUGGUGGAGUGAAUAAGUGGAACUGAACUUAGAAUGAGACUCUGCUUCAGUAGAGAAUUGUGUAGUAUAAUGCAGAGGCAAGAAAGCACUGCUUUGGAGAUUGAGUAAGACUUGAGUUUGCCAA
This is a messenger RNA of Eucalyptus grandis, 2209 nucleotides long. RefSeq names its product hexokinase-2, chloroplastic. The transcript is spliced from 9 exons. Gene Ontology annotation, molecular function: ATP binding; fructokinase activity; mannokinase activity. Lineage: Eukaryota; Viridiplantae; Streptophyta; Magnoliopsida; Myrtales; Myrtaceae. The record is from RefSeq and is a predicted model, not a curated record. Gene Ontology annotation, biological process: glycolytic process; intracellular glucose homeostasis; glucose 6-phosphate metabolic process. Gene Ontology annotation, cellular component: mitochondrion; cytosol. The coding region runs from base 467 to 1969 and encodes 500 amino acids.